Molecule: messenger RNA, 1347 nt
Organism: Leptopilina heterotoma
Lineage: Eukaryota; Metazoa; Arthropoda; Insecta; Hymenoptera; Figitidae
Exons: 5
Coding region: 359-1189 (276 amino acids)
Source: RefSeq, a predicted model, not a curated record
ACAUCAGGCCAAAUGACUUGCGCACUUGUGGCUUCGAAUCAAUAUUCUCGUUUCAGCGCUAGUGCCCUGAGAUGAAGGCAACAGUUAUCAGCAGUAUUUUUUCUCGUAAACAAGGGUGGAGAUUAAGUAAUCCGACUAAAUCAAAGGAUACAAAUUAGCAGUACCAAUAAAUUUGUGGAGUUCAAAACACAUUUUUUUAAAGUGAUGUAGUGCAAUUCCGUCGGAUGAAAGUCACAGUGACUCUAAAUUCUCUGAUUUAGAAGAAAAAAAGAAGAAGUAAACGAAAAUGUAGAAAAAAUAAAGCAAAAUCCAGUAAAUCAUAAAUGAAAUCAAAUUCAGAACUUUAGUCAUAAACAAAAUGGAUAAACGCCUUUCUCUUGGAAUCAACGCCAGCAUCCUUCUGAUUUUAAUAAUAUUCUGUGCCCUUCUAUCUCUUCCCCUAAAAUACCUAUUCAACACCAAUUACAAAGGCACUGAACCAACAGAAAUUAAUUCUCAAACUACUGAACAAACAAAACAAAUUGUCCAAAAAGAAGAAAUACCUCCGGAAGUGAAAGAUUUUAAAAAAAUGAAUGUCUGUCCCUUCAACUACGAGCUCUGGAUGAAAUCACUAUUCAUUACCAACUACGACAAGAACUGUACGGAAAAACCGGAAAUCAAAGAAAAUCCUCAAGUUCCCCUUGAGGAGAAAACGGAAGAAAUUCAAACAGUCGAUUUAAACAUUAAAAAUGAAAAACCAAACGAAAUUCUCUCCACUCUAUCCACGACAAAGAAAAAGGAUGUAAAUAAUACACAAAUAAAUAAAUCAAUUCCCGUUGCUGUACAUAUUCUCGCAAUAAUGCUUGUCGUUUCUGUCAUUGUGGCUUUGGCUGAGGUUGUGAGGAUUCGUUUCGCCAGGGACAAGGACUUGUCAACUACUGGCAACGUCACAAUUAGGCGAGGAUCGGUUAUCAACUUAAUGGCUCAAAAGAAGGAAAUGCUCAAAAGUCAACGCUCCCUAGACCUUCAAGCUAUGCAUCGAUCGACACGACUCCUUGGUAAGACAUCUUUCUUCCGCCGUUCGUCUUUUCCAAUUCAAGAUAUCUCGAAAAUCAUUCACACCAGCAGGGAAUUAUCAAAGUGGUCGUCCACUGAUUCAGAAGAUAUGAUAAUUAGCAGUCAUCGUGCACAUUUAAUUCGACGCCAAUAAGAUAAUAUGAUUACGAGAUUUGUGGAAAUUAUGAAUAUUGUCAUAAUUACAUCGAAAUAAGGAUUGUGUCAUUAAAUGAGAGAAUGUGAAAUAUUCUUCAUUUUCUACUCGUCAACACUUACUAUCUGACGCUAAUUAAAAUUCGUGUCAUGGCAACU